CCAUAGCUCCCGAGUGCCUCUCCUCGCUCAACCGCUCCAAGGACCAGCGUGCGUGCGUCCCAGUCUUCCUCCUCAGUCCAUCUUCUCCAUCUUCUCCAUCGGUAACUCCUCUUCUUUCUCUUCUUCUUCUUCUUCUUCCUUUUUUCUUUCUUCUCAAGUCCUAUUCUUCGUCCUAUUGCAGUUUCUCAGCAACCAAACUAUAAAAGUCAAUGGCGUAUAGAGGUCGUGGACGCGGUGGAUUUGGAGGAGGUGGCGGUUUUGGCUAUGCCACUCAAGUUCCCUUUGAGCUUUUUCCUGAUGUUGAUUUGCCUAAUGUCAAAGGUAUACUUGAUCCAGAUAAAAAGAUAAACCAGGGUAAGAGUGAGGAAGAAAACUUAGUCAAUCAAAGUCGCAAGUUUCAAAAAAUUUGGAAAGGCUCUCCUUUUUAUCUUGAGCAGACCACUUCAAAGGAGAGGCAAAACACAGAAGUAGAAAGAUAUUCUGACAGGUUGAAGCCAAAAACCACGAUAAGACGCGGUGCUCUUUUUGAUAUAUUGGAGCUCAAGGGAUUUCCCCAAGAACUGACUGGAGGUUCAAGGGCGCAGGAACCAGGCCGAAAGAGAGUUCGAUGGAAUCCUGACUCAGAGCUGCAGAAGUUAGAUUUAUUUGAAAAGCUUGAACAGCGUCAGGGUAAUAAUGAUGGAAAAGAAAAGAAAGAAGGUGAAGGUGAGGAUGAAGAUGAAGAAGAGGAGGAGGAGGAGCCAGAAGAAGACUUCAGUGAUGAUGAUUAUCAGAAGAACCAAGAUUUCGAUGAUGAUGAUGAUGAUUUUAAUAUGGAAGAUGAUGGUGAUGAUGAACCUCUUUUGUAGUGAGACGGUGUCGCAUACGAGGCUGCUCAAAACAUACACAAACCUCCCUCAUUUCCCUUCCAUCAAAUGGAGUAUACGGCUAUUGUUUGUUUUCUUGUAGGAUUGUACAUUCAAUUACUAGUUUUUUUUGUUACAAAGCUCUUGCUCUUCCAGGAAAAGAUAUCGGUCUAAUGUGACGAUGAUCACAAAUAGAAAGUAGGUUGUGUGGAAUCAAAAUGUGUAGGUUAGGCAAUGGAUUCGAUUCCCCGGCUUUUUGGUUUUUAAUUUUGGUAAUUAGGGCUUGUAGUUUACUUAAGCUUGCAUUUGACCCUAAAUCUGUUAAAUUUGUUAAAUGGGUGUAUGAAAAGUUGACAUGCUUAGCACAUUGCUCUA
Prunus persica (peach) is the source of this 1220-nucleotide messenger RNA. Its product is annotated as DNA-directed RNA polymerase III subunit RPC7. Gene Ontology annotation, cellular component: RNA polymerase III complex. The record is from RefSeq and is a predicted model, not a curated record. The transcript has 9 exons. Lineage: Eukaryota; Viridiplantae; Streptophyta; Magnoliopsida; Rosales; Rosaceae. Bases 210 to 848 code for a protein of 212 amino acids. Gene Ontology annotation, biological process: transcription by RNA polymerase III.